This is a messenger RNA of Lathyrus oleraceus (garden pea), 1208 nucleotides long. Its product is annotated as mediator of RNA polymerase II transcription subunit 22a. Gene Ontology annotation, biological process: regulation of transcription by RNA polymerase II. Gene Ontology annotation, molecular function: transcription coregulator activity. The transcript is spliced from 6 exons. NCBI's taxonomy places the organism in Eukaryota, Viridiplantae, Streptophyta, Magnoliopsida, Fabales, Fabaceae. Gene Ontology annotation, cellular component: mediator complex. Bases 375 to 830 code for a protein of 151 amino acids. The record is from RefSeq and is a predicted model, not a curated record.
ACCACAAUCUUUUUAAAUAACAAAUCAAUACAAAACUUUAAUAUACAUACUAACCAUUAAAAUAACCAUGGUACCACAUCAUAUUUGGAAUGAUUGUAUCAAGAUGAAAGAGAGUUAAAUGUUAUUUGCACUCUUUCUUCCCAUCAAAGGUUAACCGUCGCCGGUCCAUAUUUCUCGACCACCGUCGCCGUUGUGGAUUAACACCACCGCGCCGGUCCCUCUAUCUCGGUUGUGGUCCUUAUUUUCUCAUACGAUAAAGGCACUGCUACCACCCAUCUAAACUCACAAUGCAAAAUUUUCCCUUUUGACCACUUCACUCUUCUUCAAUUGGUUAGUCGACCCCUCCGAGUGCUUGUCACAGAGAGGAGAAGAGAAUGAACAAAGGUGGACCAGGUGGCAGUGGGCCCACUGCGGCUGCGGCUGCAGCUGCGGCACAGAAGCAGAAGACGUUGUUGCAGAAAGUGGAAGGUGAUAUUGCCAACAUUGUUGACAAUUUCAGCCACCUCGUUAAUGUUGCCAGGGUAAACGAUCCACCUGUUAGGAAUUCACAGGAGGCUUUUAUGAUGGAAAUGCGUGCUGCUAGGAUGGUCCAAGCAGCUGAUUCUCUACUUAAAUUAGUGUCGGACCUGAAGCAGACUGCAAUAUUUUCAGGAUUUGCUUCUCUUAAUGACCAUGUAGAACAAAGAAAGGUUGAGUUUAACCAACUGGCCGAAAAAACAGACCACACACUAUCGAGGAUUGGAGAGGAAGCUGCAGCUAGCCUGAAAGAACUUGAAUCCCAUUAUUCUUCUUCUGCACAAAAGACUAUUCAAGAUAUACAACAACCAUAGUUGAGAUUCUAUAUCAAUGCUUCUUGCACAUGUCACUUUUAAGAUAUCAUUAGCAUAAAAGUACUAGUAGAUUGUAUCUUUUUGCUCUUUUUUUUGGAAAGCGAGGCUUGACACAAGGGUUAGAGUUGUCUGCAUGAAGAUGAGGUUGUAGGAUCAAGUUGUGGAAUCAGAUUUAUGCAAAUAUAAGACAAGGCUUUGCAGUAGAUUUAAAAUUUAUAUGUUUUCCUUGUUUGGAUGAUUGUAGUUCAUUAUUAGGAAUUGUUAUUCCAUUAUAUAGAAAAUGGAAAACAACAUAGCCUCGCACAUUCUAAAUGCAUGGAUAAACUCAUUCAAAUGAUUGCUAACUAAAUGAAUAGCAAGCAAUAUUUCAUAUCUCAA